This is a messenger RNA of Colletotrichum spaethianum, 501 nucleotides long. RefSeq lists its product as uncharacterized. Lineage: Eukaryota; Fungi; Ascomycota; Sordariomycetes; Glomerellales; Glomerellaceae. The record is from RefSeq and is a predicted model, not a curated record. Gene Ontology annotation, biological process: regulation of transcription by RNA polymerase II. Gene Ontology annotation, molecular function: transcription coregulator activity. The transcript is spliced from 2 exons. Gene Ontology annotation, cellular component: mediator complex. The coding region runs from base 1 to 501 and encodes 166 amino acids.
AUGGAUACGUCACGAGACUCAUCAAAUUUGCUCGACACGCACAACCGCCUCAUUGCAGAUGUUCUCUCGCGGUUCCGCAUGCUGACGAUGCUCGCCACGAUCCAGGCCGAGGGCGAGCGCAAGAACGCCGAGCCGCAGACCGUUGCCGUGACGGGCAUGUCGAUGCAGAUGGAGUUUGAAGGACUGCACACCUCGAUCAAGGACCUUCUUGCCCUGAGCCGCCGCCUGAAGGAGCUCUGGCUCUUCGGCAAGCUGGGGCGCGGCGAAGGCGAUGCACGCAUCCAGGCCGACAAGCUCCAAGCCGACGUCGUGCGCUGCGCGGAGCUUCUCAACACCAUCCAGGAGACUCGGUACGCUGGUCUGGCGAGCGCGGCGGGCGGCAAAUGGGCGCCAAUGGGAAGGCCGGACGCCGCUCCUGUCGAGGGCGCUGCUGUGGCUGCUCCUCCGCCGGCUAACCCCGUGGCGCCGAAUGGCAGUGGCAAUGGAACAGGUGCCGUGUAG